UAUAUAGGUAGUAAUGUAUAAGACACAUACCAUUAUAAAUAUGCAUAAGACACUAGAGACCAAGAGUAUUCAGAUACAACUAACACUUUAUCAUUUUUAUUGUAGUACACUUUACAUAUUAUCAAUGGCUAAAGGUUCAACCAUUAAUCUUGCUUGCUUUCUUUUAUUCGUUCUCAUAGCAACAGAAUUUUCUUGUAGGAGUUGUGCCAGGGAAGAAAUAAAAAGGAGUGCCACAAUAGCACCAACAGGUUUUCAAAUCAACGGCAAUGGUGAUUACCCUUGCAAUGAUGUUAGCGAUUGUGAUGAUUAUUGCGGUUCUGAUGGUUGUGCUAUGUGUGUAAAUGGCGAAUGCAAAUGUAAUUGUCCUAAUUGAGUAAAUUAGGAAUCAAGCUAAGAAUAAUAAUAAUAGUAGUAGUAGUAAUAAUAAUAAUAAUAAUAUAUUGAGGGUUUCAUUUUAGACCAAAUCAAUAAAAUUGAUGGCGGGGUUAGGACCAACAAUUCCAAAUCAAGCUUUAUCUUUUCUACAUUCACCCUUUUUAGCAUAAUGCAUAAGUAUUUAAUAAUUUGAC
Molecule: messenger RNA, 569 nt
Organism: Cuscuta epithymum
Lineage: Eukaryota; Viridiplantae; Streptophyta; Magnoliopsida; Solanales; Convolvulaceae
Source: the annotation of a GenBank genome assembly